GGAGCGUAAAAGAAGAGCAUGUAAACAUUGCGGUUGCCUCAUGUGUAUUUUGUGAUAAAAAAAUAUGGUUAAAAAAAGUGAACAUCGAUCCGUUAUCCAGGCAUUUUGGGUUCAAAAUAGCUACUCAAGCAAAAAAAGCCGUAAGGUUAAGUUUAAUCAUUAUCGGUUCUGUCGGUAAGUUAGCCAGCUAAGUGAAGUGGAGCUGCUGUGUCUGCAGUUAAAACGCGUCCAUGCUUUACAACCAACUCGUUUGAGAAAAAAAGCUGUUUAAGAUUGCUAAGUUUCAUUGAGUAGGAACAGAAUGACAGGUACCAAAGGUCAGGAAAUGGACGAGGCUGUUGCUCUAAAGGCCUACUGUAAAAGGCGGCUUAAACACAUUAAGCAGCAAAAACAUUUACUUGAAUGUAAAGAAAAGCACCAGAAGAGGAAAUGUACGUCCAUCAAACCAGUAGAGCCCAUUAGUGAUCAAAGUGUGCCUGUGCGGUUUAUAUUCACAUUAAAGCUAAAGACUUUUAGAGAGGAGAUGAAGAAGGGUGCCGAGCAGGACUUCCACGAGCCCUCUCGCUGCAGGGCCUGUCUGGCUGAACAAGCUGACUUAGCCAUGAACUACUUUAUCAGAAAGAAGAAGAAUCAGCUUCAGGCUCAACUACUGGAGGAGAGAAUCCAGUCACAUCUCUAUAACAAGGACACAGGUUGCCUGCUUGGUGAGAUACUGAAGGACCUGCCUAAGCCUUCAGAUGAUCCUUCUGAAAUUUGGCAAAGACUGCUGUCAACUGAAAGAUUACAUGAAACGAAAUGAAAGGCUUCAUUCAUCACUACUGAUGUUUCAGUUUUACUCAACAAACUAGUUUGAGCACAAUGUACAUCACAUGACAAUAUAGAUUUUAAAAACAGUGUUUAAGAAACAUUUAACACUUCUCAAUAAGAAAAAAGAUUUUAGUCAAUUUUCAAUAAAUCAAAUCAACAAACUAGUUCACAAAAAACAGCUGUGCUGCUAUGGUAGUACAAAACACAGUUACAUAAUAGCUUGUUACUGAAAUAUUAAGGACAGCAAACAUGCACUGAAUAAAAAUACUAAAAAACAAUAAAAAGUAUAACAUUUUAGCAUCAUCAUUACUCAAGUUGUCAUCUAAUACAAACGUUGGUUUAUUGUAAUGAGCAUGUGUUUAAGUAUGCAUUAAAUUUCUGCUACCAGUAAAAGAUGACUUUUCAUCUCUGAUGACAAAUUAUGGAACUGUUACUUAUGCACCAUGUAAUUUUUCAAUGCUAAAUGCACAGUUCAUACAGUACAAAACAGUAUUUCCCUUUGCAACAUGUAAUGAUAGCGGCCUAAAAUUACUUAGGCAUGAAUAUAAGGAAGCAAACCUAAGAAUUUUUGUUAUUGCAUUGAUAAGCUUAUCCCAACAGAAUCGUAAGAUGUUUAAUAAUAAAUUUAAAUCAAGUACAAUUACUGAGGCACAACACAAAAAGGACAGGAUUCAGGUAUGCACUGUUUAUGUUAAAUGCAUUGAAGUUCUGAAAGACAGCUAUCACAGGUAAAUAUGGCAAUUUUCUUUUAAUUUAUUCAUCUGGCUUCCUCUUGGGUUUCUUCGGAUUCCUGGAGCGGCUCUUCGCUUUACACAGAGGACAGAUGGGUGCAUUGCGAUGUAUUUGCUGGUGACAAGACAGACAUGCCUGCAGACACAAAUUUGUGCAUUAAUCGCUAAAAAGAUUCACUUUCUGCAGUUAAUUCAAUAAUGACCUGUACACCUUCUAAAGUACAUCUUCUAUCUACACUCACUGUCUAUUAUUUCAGGUUCACUUGCCAUAGGAACACUUUGCAAGUAUUAUUUGGGUUUUGGAUCAUUUGCAAUACUGCAAUGACAAUGACAUGGUAGUGUGUUAGUGUGUGUUGCACUGGUACAAGUGGACUGGAGACAGCAGUGCUGCUUAAACACUUCAGUGUCAAUGCUGGACAGAGAAUAGUCCAACAAUGAAAAACAUCCAGCCAACAGCAUGACCAAUGCACACUAUGCAGCGACACAUGAGCUAUUGUCUCUGACUUUACAUCAACAACGUAGGUCUAAUAAAUUGGACAGUAAGUGGACACAACCUCCAGCAUCACUGCUGUAUCUAAACCACAACACACAUUAACAUGCCAUCAAUAUGUCAGUGUCACUGCAGUGCUGAGAAUGAUCCAAAACCCAAAUAAUACUUGCUCUGUGGGAGUCCUGACUAUUGAAGAACAGGGUGAAAGAAUGCAGAGAAAAACAUGAACUACUGAUCUGUCAUUGUGUAACUACGAUGUGCACCUAUAUAGUAAGUGGGUCUGAUAAAAUGGAUAAAGAGUGUAGAUGAUAAAAGGAAGUGUACUUGAUGGUCCGUGUGUCUUUUGGUCAUUCCGUUUUCAUUUCAAAAGCAGUAUUA
This is a messenger RNA of Colossoma macropomum (tambaqui), 2406 nucleotides long. RefSeq lists its product as uncharacterized. The transcript has 4 exons. The record is from RefSeq and is a predicted model, not a curated record. NCBI's taxonomy places the organism in Eukaryota, Metazoa, Chordata, Actinopteri, Characiformes, Serrasalmidae. Bases 302 to 799 code for a protein of 165 amino acids.